AUGUCCCGUCGCCCUUCUUUAGAGAGUCGUCGAAACUCUACGGUCCAACCAGCGUCGCAAAAUUCAAAGGAUUUUACUGCAACGCACAAGGAAUACGCUAGUAAUUUGGAAACUACGGAUGCCGAAGAUAAUUUAGAUUACCCUAACAAAUGGGCGCGGUAUCGCGAGUACAUAAGAGAGCCUUUUGCAGAGUUUCUCGGUGUCAUGAUUUUGAUUAUCUUUGGAAAUGGGGUUGAUUGUCAGGUUAUCCUUGGGGGUAGUACAGCAGUCACUUCUGCGCCAAAAGGAGACUAUCUAUCCAUCAACAUCGGAUGGGGAGUUGGGACAGCAAUGGGAGUCUGGGUGUCUGGUGGAAUCUCCGGUGGCCAUAUUAAUCCUGCUAUAACCAUCUUGUUCGCUGUCUUCAGAGGAUUCCCAUGGAAGAAAGUCCCAAUCUACAUUUUUGCGCAGGUUAUGGGAGGUCUUUGCGGUGCUGCCAUUGUUUAUGCAAAUUAUUUCCAUGCCAUCGAUCUCUUUGAGGGCCCAGGCGUUCGCACUCUUGCAACGGCCGGCCUGUUCUCAACUUAUGCACUUGACUAUAUGACUAAUGUUUCUGCAUUCUUUGAUGAAUUCCUUGGCACCGCCGUCCUCGCCAUUGUUGUCCUUGCAAUGAACGACGCCGAAAACAGCCCACCGCCGGCAGGCCUUGGUCCUCUUGUCUUGUUCAUCCUGAUUACGGGUAUCGGUACGGCUCUUGGAAUGCAGACAGGUUACGCUAUCAACCCCGCUCGUGACCUUGGUCCUCGUUUGUUUACUGCAAUGGCUGGCUAUGGGAAAGAAGUCUUUACUUUCCGUAAUCAAUAUUGGAUAUGGUGUCCUAUCAUGGGACCGAUCCUGGGUGCAUUAGUUGGGGCUCUUGUAUACGAUUCCAUGCUGUACACUGGCAAAGACAGUAUCAUAAAUAGGCCUAAAAUCUGA
Messenger RNA from Psilocybe cubensis, 957 nucleotides. RefSeq lists its product as uncharacterized. Lineage: Eukaryota; Fungi; Basidiomycota; Agaricomycetes; Agaricales; Agrocybaceae. The coding region runs from base 1 to 957 and encodes 318 amino acids. The transcript is spliced from 7 exons. Gene Ontology annotation, cellular component: plasma membrane. Gene Ontology annotation, molecular function: glycerol channel activity; water channel activity. The record is from RefSeq and is a predicted model, not a curated record. Gene Ontology annotation, biological process: glycerol transmembrane transport; water transport.